Molecule: messenger RNA, 865 nt
Organism: Phalaenopsis equestris
Lineage: Eukaryota; Viridiplantae; Streptophyta; Magnoliopsida; Asparagales; Orchidaceae
Product: putative RING-H2 finger protein ATL49
Exons: 1
Source: RefSeq, a predicted model, not a curated record
CAAAUCUUAUGUUUUCCCUUAAUCAAAAACUAUAUUUUUUCCCUCACCAUAAUCAUUCUAUCAAUCAUCUUUUUCAUCUGUGGCAUCUUCCAUAUUCUCCUCAAACCAAUUAGUUCAGAAUCAAAAGAAAUUGCAACUGCCUCUACCUUCCAAGGUCCACUACAACAGCUCUUUCACCUCCAUGAUGAAGGUGUGGAUCAAUACUUAAUAGACACUCUCCCAAUCUUUCUUUACAAAACAAUCAUAGGGUUCAAGGACCUCUUUCAUUGCGUAGUUUGCCUUUGUGUGUUUGAGCUUGAUGAUAAACGAAGGCUACUCCCAAAUUGCAGCCAUGCUUUUCAUGUUCAAUGCAUUGAUACAUGGCUAUUAUCACACUCAACAUGUCCUCUUUGUUGGCAAAGCUUGUUGCUUCAUGAAUGCUCCACUAAGCUCUCCGGCGAUUACAAUUCAAAUGUUGAAGAUGAUUUUGCUUGUAAAGUAGAGGACAAGUUGAAUUUGCAGUAUGUAAAACUUGGAAAGUUUAGGAAUGUGGAAGUUGGCAAUGAAGGGAUGAGUAAAGGUAAUUGUGAGUUGAAAGAGAGAUGUUUCUCCAAGAGAGCAAUUGAGUACGUGAUGAAUGAGAGCACUGUGCUUCAAGUGGCCAUCAAGAGAUUGAAGAAUGAGCCUAAUGGCAUUAAUGAUGGUGGGAGUGCAAGGAAUAUUGGUGAUAAAUGUAAUAAGGAAAGCUUCACGUAGAUUUGGACGAGGAUGAGAUUGAGAAGAGCGAAAGGGGUUUAUGAAGAUCGGUAAAGGACUAUUUCGUUUAAAUUACCAAAGGAUGUCAGUGAUAUGAGAUUAGAAUUGGAAGCAGGAAGGAGGAAAUAAA